This is a messenger RNA of Myotis daubentonii (Daubenton's bat), 2979 nucleotides long. Its product is annotated as germinal-center associated nuclear protein-like. The record is from RefSeq and is a predicted model, not a curated record. NCBI's taxonomy places the organism in Eukaryota, Metazoa, Chordata, Mammalia, Chiroptera, Vespertilionidae.
AUGAGAGGCAAUCAUUGGUUUUGUGCCACUUGCACUCUGCCCACUAAGGAUGGAGCCCACAACCCAGGAUCAUUGGGGGAACCCUUCCCAUUUAGCAAAACAGGCGCCAGACAAGGAUAUAAAGAAACUGUUUCCCGAGUGGAGCCACUUUCCAGCAUCAUGAAAGGACUGAAAAAGAAGCAGGAUCAGGAUCGCUCCCCAAGGAGAUACGGCCACGACGCAGUGGGAGACAUGGGCCCUCUGUCAAGGGGUGAUCAUCCUCCAGAUAAGCAGCCAGUCGGCCUGAAUCGGCCCCUGGGAGGUGCUCUGUUUGGUCGGACUAGACCAGAUGUUUUCAAAAGCAAUAAAGAAGUCGGUCGUCUGGGCAACAAGGAAUCUAGAAAGGAAACUGGCUGUGCCGAGUCUGGGAAAAAGGAUCACAUGGCCAUCCCAGAAGGGAGUCGGUGUGUUCUGGCAGCUUACUGGCUUCCAGGUGUGAAAGAGGAAGGUGAGCUAAGAGGAGCUCCUGGGCGCCAGAAUCAAAGAAGUGAGAGCACAGACAGUCUUGGGGGCUUUUCUGCCUCUGAAGUCACAGCGAUCCAGUGCAAGAACAUUCCUGACUCUUUCAACAACAGGAACAUCCUGGAGAAUCACUUUGGCAAAAUUGUUAAAAUGCGGCGCAUUGACACCAGGCACAACAAACACCUCGUGGUGGUGUAUUUCUUUGAUCAUGCUUCUGAAGCCCUGGCCAGGAAGAAGGGGAAAAAAGGUUUGCCUGAAGAAACGUCUAUCUUUUGGCACAAGAAGGAAAUAAGUCCCAACAAGAAACCUUUUUCCCUCCAGGAGAAGAAACCAGUGGAGGGUGAGGCUGGCCAGGGCACCAAGGACACAUCCUUUCAGCACUCCCCUCUUGGCAAGCCCAUGGGGACUGCAGUCGGCAGCCUCAUGAAUAAAAGCUCUCCAGUGAAGAAGUCAGGCCUUCUGAAGGCCCACCUGUUUGAAGGAGACUCUUUUGACUCGGGCUCUGAGGGUUCUGAGAGUCCUGGGCUGUGUGUGUCCUCCCUCAGUGCGCUGAUAGGCACUGUGGCCGACACGUCUGAGGAAAAGUACCGCCUGCUUGACCAGAGGGACAGAAUCAUGAGGCAAGCUCGGGUGAAAAGAACCGACCUGGACAAAUCAAGGACUGUUGUUGGGACGUGCCCUGACAUGUGUCCCGAGAAGGAGCGGUACCUGCGGGAGACCUGCAGACAGCUGAGUGUCUUUGAAGUGAUCCCAGGAACUGACCAGGUGGACCAUGUGGCAGCUGUCAAGGAGUACAGACGCUCCUCAGCCGACCAGGAGGAGCCCCUGCCAAAUGAGCUGCGGCCCUCAGCAGUGCUCAGCCGGACCAUGGAUUACCUGGUGACCCAGGUGAUGGACCGGAAGGAGGGCAGCCUGCGGGACUGGUAUGACUUCCUGUGGAACCGCACACGGGCCAUACGGAAGGACAUCACACAGCAGCACCUGUGUGAUCCCAUGACGGUGUCCCUGAUCGAGAAGUGUGCCCGGUUUCAUAUCCACUGUGCUCACUUCAUGUGCGAGGAGCCCAUGUCCUCCUUUGAUGCCAAGAUCAACAAUGAGAACGUGACCAAGUGCCUUCAGAGUCUGAAGGAGAUGUACCAAGACCUGAGGAACAAGGGCGUCUUCUGUGUCGGUGAAGCCGAGUUCCAGGGCUACCAUGUGCUGCUCAAUCUCAACCAGGGGGACAUCCUGAGAGAAGUACAACAGCUCCAUCCGGCUGUUAGAGACUCCGCCGAGGUGACAUUUGCUGUUCAGGCUUUUGCUGCCUUGAACAGUAAUAAUUUCGUGAGAUUUUUCAAGCUGGUCCAGUCAGCGUCUUAUUUGAACGCUUGUCUUUUACAUUGCUACUUUAAUCAGAUCCGCAAGGAUGCUCUCCGGGCACUCAACAUCGCCUAUACUGUGAGCAAAAAACGAUCCACCCUCUUUCCCCUGGACCGUGUGGUGCGCUUGCUGCUCUUCAGAGAUUGCGAAGAGGCCACAGACUUCCUCAACUACCAUGGUCUCCCUGUUGCCGAUGGCUGUGUCAAGCUGAACCGGACCUCGUUCUUAGAACCAGAGGGGUUCUUGAAGGCCAGGAAGUCGGUGUUUAUUACCAGGAAGCUGAUGGUGUCUGUUGGGGAAAUUGUGAAUGGGGGGCCGUUGCCCCCUGUCCCUCGUCAUACCCCCAUGUGCAGCUUCAACUCCCAGAACAAGUACGUUGGGGAGAGCCUGGCCACGGAGCUGUCUGUGGGCCCUCAGAGACCCGGCUUGGAGGCAGCAGGUGGGGGGAGAGGAGAGGAAUGUGUUACUGAGGCGGACGCGUCCCCGCCUACCCUCCUCCCGCAGCCUCUUCCCAGCUUGGCUCCUGCACUGCCCUAUCUGCCGCACCACCCAGCAGCCACCCUGAGUGCGACACCUGGCCUCUUCCAACCCCCCAUGCUAACCCCUGUGCAGCCGGAGCUCCGUCCUGCAAAGCCUGAGCCUGUGCACUCUGAGGCAGACCUGGUGCAGUUGGUGGAGCUCUUCCAGAAGGUUCUCAACUGUGAGGAGGUUGGUGCCGCUGGGGCGGCCUUCGCAGCCACAGCUCGGGGUGUUUGCAGUGCUGCUGUGGAGUUGUUAACAGCCGCUACCACAGGCAUUUUGAGGCACAUGGCAGCCGAAGAAAUUACUAAGGAAAGGGAGUGAAAAGGGGAGGAGAGGCGGCAGGCUGAAGAGGAGAGGUUGAAACAAGAAAGAGAACUGGUGUGAACUCAGAUGAGUCAGGGCCUGGCUGCAGAGCUGGCAGAGCUGGUGGUGAUGGGGUGUGUGAGGGAAACCUGCUCCCAGGAGUGGAAGAGUGCAGUGGAGACAGACCAGAAGGUCCGCAUGGCCUGCUGCUGUGAGCAAGUCUGUGCCAACCUUAAGUCUUACAAGAUUCAAAAUUUAUUCCCAAAUGAAAAAAUGUGUGCCCUAGCCAGGUAG